GGACACUGUGGAGAGUCAGGAGAGCAGCUAUUGUGCAACUUUAGACCCCGUUUCUCGGGAGAGAUAUAAACAGAUAGUUAAAAAAUAUAUCGGACGUGAUCCGUAUUCUUUGAAAAUGUCCGAAUACACCACAGAAGUAAAGGAUUUGCCUACUAUCGAGGCUGUGGAUAUCACCAACUACUUGGUCCUCCAGACUUCUUACUACACUAGGCAGCAAAUGAAAGCUUUCAAGAGUCUGGAGGCGUACAAUUUUUUUGUCAGCGGGUGGGUCCACAACCUUGGAACAAAACGUCUCCGUGAUGGAUACAGUUUGGUGUUUGCAAGGGUGAGUGUUUGUUCUUAUAUUGCUUUAUCUUAAACACGCUAACAGUUAGCGGUAGCGGCUUUAACGUCAACAAACAUGCCACAUCCUUAGGACUUCGUUAGAGUGACAGUUGUUUGUUUCAAGGUAAACCAUUCCCAGAGGUCUAACGAGACACCUCUGAAGACUUGGGUAAUUGCAAAGGAGGAUGGAGAAGUGAUUGCAGCUCAUUGCAAUUGUAUGGCAGGACUAUCAGAAUCAUGCUCGCACGUUGGAGCUGUUCUUUUUGCAGUUGAAGCUGGGGUGAAAAUGAGAGCGACAUGCACAUCAGAGCAGUGCAAGUGGCUGAUGCCAUCUCAUGUUAAAAAGAUUCCUGCUUGCCCAGUAACUCUGAUUGACUUCUCUUCAGCAAAGUCAAAAAAACGAAAGCUUGAGUGUUCCAUUGAUGGCUGCACAAGUACACAAAAGGUUGGGAAAUCACUUCCAUGCCCAAGAGUGCAGAGAGAUUCAGAGACAUACUGUAGGUUUUUUGAGAGUUUAAGCAAAAACUGUCCAAGGAGUGCAGCACUGAUGUCUAGGGAACCUUACCACAAAGAAUUUGUCCCCCAGUCUAGCAUGCUUCCUAAAACUGUGCCUGAGUACAGAACACCAGAGACACUGCAGCUCCCCCCCAAAGACCUUGAAGAGCUAUGCCUGGACUUCCAGCUUGAAGAGCUCACCCUGUCCCAAGUCCAGGCUGUAGAGAGGGCGACUCGAAGUCAGAGUGCAAGCAGUAUUUGGUUUAGGCAAAGAGCUGGACGCGUAACUGCCUCUAAGCUGAAACAAGUUCUUAAGACCAACCCCCAGCAACCAUCAAAGAGCUUGAUCAAGGCCAUAUGCUAUCCAGAGGCAUAUAGGUUCACCACAGCUGCUACAAGUUAUGGAUGCAAACAUGAAGCACAAGCCAGAGGAGCAUAUGAGAAGCUUAUGAGCCAGGAGCAUGCAGGCUUCUCAUGUAUGGACAGCGGUCUCUGGCUGAACCCCAAGUGGCCAUACAUGGGGUCCUCCCCUGAUGGGAUAGUCACUUGUGACUGUCAUGGAACUGGCAUCUGCGAGAUUAAGUGCCCACACUCUCAGAAAGAUGCGGUCAACCUGCGCAUGCGUGCUGGGGAGAAGGGCUUCUGCCUCAUCAGUGACGGGGAUAAUGUCACACUGGACCCAACUCAUGACUACUAUUACCAAAUUCAGGCACAGCUUCACAUUGCAAAUGCAGAGUACUGUGACUUUGUUGUGUGGAACCGCAAUGACAUAUUUGUUGAAAGGAUUUUGCCUGACCUUGAGUUUUGGGAUGAUGCGAUUCCUAAAGUUGAGUGUUUUUUUAGAAACAGUAUACUCCCAGAAAUACUGGGACAGCAAGUUACAAACAUACAUGUGUAAUGUGAUAAAAGGACGACAACAUAAUGACAUUUUGAAUAUUGUUAUGACCUGAUGGUAGUCAUUAUGAGUUCUGGCUAUUGUAUUUGCUCUGACGUAGCAUUAGAGCACAAAUUGUCAUUUAAUUUUAUUGUACAUUUAAUUGUGUCAUUUAAGUGUUGUGUAACACUACACAAUGAUUAAAUGCUAUUGAGGCAGCAUAAUAAUACAUUGGUGGUUUAU
Molecule: messenger RNA, 1936 nt
Organism: Oreochromis niloticus (Nile tilapia)
Lineage: Eukaryota; Metazoa; Chordata; Actinopteri; Cichliformes; Cichlidae
Exons: 5
Coding region: 542-1717 (391 amino acids)
Source: RefSeq, a predicted model, not a curated record